AUGCUCAAUCGGCUGAUGCUGCACAACGACACGCUUCCGCUGCAUCCCUCCGCUCUAACGCGAUUCCAUUCGAGAGCGACACCGGCCAUCACCAUUCACUCGUACCUACGCCGGAUAGCUCGGUAUACUUCGCUGGACAAGGCCUGUACACUGAUAUUGCUGGUGUACAUCGAUAGGGUAUGUGAGAGGAUGAAAGGAUUUACCAUCUGUAGCUUGACCGUGCAUCGCUUUGUAUGCGCGGCCGUGGUAUGCGCGAGCAAGGCCUUGUGCGACGCUUUCAGUACAAAUGGCCACUAUGCUCGAGUUGGAGGAAUCUCUCUGGUCGAGCUCAACAUGCUCGAGAAGGAAUUCUUGAAUAUCAUCGAUUGGCGAUUGACCUGCUCGGGCGCUUUGCUACAGCAUUAUUACGUAUCUCUUGUCACAUCGCAUCCAUCUUACACGCUCGCAUCGGAUCCCCAUCAGACUAGUUCA
Messenger RNA from Microstroma glucosiphilum, 471 nucleotides. Its product is annotated as cyclin-domain-containing protein. NCBI's taxonomy places the organism in Eukaryota, Fungi, Basidiomycota, Exobasidiomycetes, Microstromatales, Microstromataceae. The annotation marks the transcript as partial. The record is from RefSeq and is a predicted model, not a curated record. Gene Ontology annotation, cellular component: nucleus; cyclin-dependent protein kinase holoenzyme complex. Gene Ontology annotation, molecular function: cyclin-dependent protein serine/threonine kinase regulator activity; protein kinase binding. The transcript has 3 exons. Gene Ontology annotation, biological process: regulation of cyclin-dependent protein serine/threonine kinase activity.